Messenger RNA from Cariama cristata (Red-legged seriema), 1987 nucleotides. RefSeq names its product presenilin 1 (gene PSEN1). The coding region runs from base 62 to 1507 and encodes 481 amino acids. The record is from RefSeq and is a predicted model, not a curated record. The transcript has 11 exons. Lineage: Eukaryota; Metazoa; Chordata; Aves; Cariamiformes; Cariamidae. Gene Ontology annotation, biological process: amyloid-beta metabolic process; Notch receptor processing; amyloid precursor protein catabolic process. Gene Ontology annotation, molecular function: beta-catenin binding; aspartic endopeptidase activity, intramembrane cleaving; cadherin binding. Gene Ontology annotation, cellular component: ciliary rootlet; apical plasma membrane; lysosomal membrane.
AGCAUCUCAAGAGGAAGAUCAAUUUUGUGUAGAAAUAAGUGAUUUCCAGAGGACAGCCCCAAUGACAGAACUGUCUGCACAUUUACCCCAGUUUCAGCAUGGGCAGCUGACAGAAAACUUCCCUGAUAACCACCUCAGCAACACCCAAGAGUCCGUGACCUCUGCUCUGUUUAAUACCAAUCAGAAUGACAAUAGUGAAAGACGUCGCCAUGAUAAUAGUGAGCGCAGAAGAAAUGACAAUCCCGAGUCUGAGACCAAUGGGCAGCCACAAAACAACAUUCAGCAAGUUGUGGAACAAGACGAAGAAGAAGAUGAGGAGCUGACACUGAAAUAUGGGGCCAAACAUGUGAUUAUGUUGUUUGUACCUGUCACACUUUGCAUGGUGGUCGUUGUUGCAACCAUCAAGUCUGUCAGCUUUUAUACACGCAAGGAUGGACAGCUCAUCUACACUCCUUUCACAGAAGAGACAGAGACAGUAGGACAGAGAGCCCUGAAUUCAAUUCUCAACGCGGCUAUCAUGAUCAGUGUUAUCAUUGUCAUGACCAUACUCCUGGUUGUGCUUUACAAAUACAGGUGCUACAAGGUGAUCCAUGGCUGGCUUAUAAUUUCUUCUCUUUUGCUGCUUUUCUUUUUCUCAUUCAUCUACCUGGGUGAGGUUUUUAAGACUUACAACGUUGCCAUGGACUACAUUACGGUGGCACUCCUGAUCUGGAACUUCGGUGUUGUGGGAAUGAUUUGUAUUCAUUGGAAGGGUCCGCUUCGGCUCCAGCAGGCAUACCUUAUUAUGAUAAGCGCUCUCAUGGCUUUGGUGUUCAUCAAGUACCUUCCUGAAUGGACUGCGUGGCUUAUCCUGGCUGUCAUUUCAGUGUAUGAUUUGGUUGCUGUCCUGUGUCCUAAAGGUCCUCUUCGAAUGCUAGUUGAAACAGCUCAAGAGAGAAAUGAAACUCUCUUCCCAGCACUUAUUUACUCCUCAACGAUGGUAUGGCUAGUGAACAUGGCUGAGGAAGAUCCAGAAGCCCAACGGAAAACUUCGAAAAACUCCGCUUAUGAUAAACAAGCUCCGGCAAACCAGGCUCAGAAUGAAGAUGCUGAAGCAGAUGAUGGUGGCUUUAGUCAGGAAUGGCAGCAACAAAGGGACAAUAGAAUAGGACCCAUUGAAUCAACACCUGAAUCACGAGCUGCUGUUCAGGCUCUGCCCAGUAACUCUCAGACAAGUGAAGACCCUGAAGAACGAGGAGUAAAGCUAGGUUUAGGAGACUUCAUUUUCUACAGUGUCCUUGUUGGCAAAGCCUCUGCAACAGCGAGCGGGGACUGGAAUACAACUUUAGCGUGUUUUGUAGCCAUAUUAAUUGGUCUGUGCCUUACACUUCUGCUUCUUGCCAUCUUUAAGAAGGCCUUACCAGCUCUUCCAAUCUCCAUAACCUUUGGGCUAGUUUUUUACUUUGCUACAGAUAACUUGGUGCAACCAUUUAUGGACCAGCUAGCAUUCCAUCAGUUUUACAUCUAGCACACUUGAUGCUGGUAUUCUACGGAUAUUUGUAGCAAAUCUGAGAGGAGGAAACAUGUUUUGCCCUCAGUUCUCAAGUGAGACUGAAGUUUAAUACUCAAGAUUCCAAGCCUGAAUCAUUACACCUUCCUCUGAUGAUGGCUUUUUUUUUUUCCUGAGACAACUGCUGCACUGGGCACCAUAUGAAUUUUCCUGGGUGAAAGUGGCUUCUUCUGAUGGCCGGUCUAAACCAGGUGCUAUUAUAUCAGAGGUAAUCUGAUAUAUGUAUCUCUGGUAAGGACCACCUGUGUGAAAAUUGCUUAUGCUUCCACCAGCAAUGUGAUCUCUUACCACAGGUUGAUUAUUUUCACUGCAUUAAGGGUGCUCAGGACUUCCUUGAUGUUAACGGAGGAAGCUGACAAAUCACAUGGAACUUGUCCCUGUAACCGCUUGAAGAGAGAGAAUCCAGUUCAGACUUCUUCAGCAGUGAUUUUUUGACAG